CCAGAAAGACCAUUUUAAUAAGCAUUAUAAUUAUCAACGUCCACCAAUAGUAGUGGUAACUCGGCCGUCGACCCUCUUUAUUUAUUUAUUUAUAUCUUCUUCUCUCCCUACCAUUAGCAUCUAAGCAUUGAAACCCAACGCCAGUCAAUCAAAUCAAACACCCGGCCAAAAUAUGACAAAGGAAACUUACGGAAUAGAAUACACUCUGUCGUCGUCGGCCGACGAUGUCUGGGGAGCCAUCUUCGCGGCGACGUCAAUCUAUCCCAAGUUCCUCCCGGACCUCUACGAGGAAAUCAGAUCCACCAGGCGCGACGGCUACAGCCAAGGCUCCAUCCGCGAGAUCACUUAUGGCCCAGAUUUCAAGCUGGUGACGACGGCGCGCGAGGAGCUGACGAAGGUAGAUCACGGCGAGAUGACGGUGUGGUGCACCGUCGUGAGCGGUGAGUUCGUGAGCAAACACUACCGGACGUUCAAGACCGUCACGGCGGUGAAGCCGCGGGAAGGUCAAGAGGCGGGGGAACCGGGGUGUGCUGUGACUUGGAGCUGUACCCACACCGGGGAAGCAGGCUCCAUGAGCAAGGAGGCCGUUAUCAAACUUGUGAAGAAGACCUUGGAUGGCUUGGACACCCAUCUCCAGAGGCUGAGGGAGUAAAGCCCUAAAGCUAUCAUAUCAUGAACUACUUUGUAAUUUUAUUUUUAUAUUCUUAUGUUCCUUAUGAAUCAUGGAUCGGUCUCUAAUCUUUGUCAUACCUCAACUGCUGAACGAUUAAUGUACUCAUUCGGUUGCCAUUUAACAUUAUCAUGACUCACUCGAUCCAUUAGCAAUACGACAAAAAAUCUAGUUAUUUACAUAUGUCCUACAUGAAACUAAAUGCCUUAUGACGGGCCUAGUUUCCUUGGUAGGAUUGGUUCGGUCCGCACCUCUCGUACGUUCUUGUAUCAGGAACUCGUUUGUUUUUGUUUAUUGCAAUCUAUUAAUCACCCUUAUAAAAAAAUAUUGCGAAU
Molecule: messenger RNA, 1005 nt
Organism: Linum trigynum
Lineage: Eukaryota; Viridiplantae; Streptophyta; Magnoliopsida; Malpighiales; Linaceae
Source: the annotation of a GenBank genome assembly